CUUUCUUCGAAGUCUUCACCAAUUGUCCGACCACUAUCGGCCCCCCUCUAUAAAUAAAGGCCAAAUGCAUUUGCACCACACCUUUGAUAUUAUUUAUUUGAUUCUAUUUUCCAACAUUCAUUGCGAGCUCCAACCUCUCAGCCUUUUCUCGAUUCAUCAAUCCGGUCAACUCAUCCAGCGCCGGUUUGGUAUCACGAGCGGUCGUCGUCGGCUGGAAGGAAAACAUCCGCGUCUGCUCGCCGUCUGAUUAUCGCGCCAAUCAUGAAUCCGGAAUACGACUACUUGUUUAAGCUUCUCUUAAUUGGAGACUCAGGUGUUGGAAAGUCAUGUCUUCUCCUAAGAUUUGCUGAUGAUUCAUACCUUGACAGUUACAUCAGUACAAUCGGUGUUGACUUCAAAAUUCGAACUGUGGAGCAAGAUGGGAAGACCAUUAAGCUUCAAAUUUGGGAUACUGCUGGACAAGAACGAUUUAGGACUAUAACCAGCAGCUACUAUCGUGGUGCACAUGGAAUCAUAAUAGUAUAUGAUGUAACUGACAUGGAGAGCUUCAACAAUGUGAAGCAAUGGUUGAAUGAAAUCGAUCGUUAUGCCAGUGAGAAUGUAAACAAACUUUUGGUAGGUAACAAGUGUGACCUUGCCGAAAAUAGAGCCGUCCCUUACGAGACAGCUAAGGCUUUUGCUGAUGAAAUCGGCAUUCCUUUCAUGGAGACUAGUGCCAAGAAUGCCACUAAUGUUGAACAGGCUUUCAUGGCCAUGUCCGCUGACAUUAAGAACAGGAUGGCGAGUCAGCCAGCAUCAAACACUGCUAGGCCACCAACAGUGCAGAUUCGUGGACAACCGGUGGCCCAAAAGAGUGGCUGCUGCUCUUCUUAGUGUGGAAUUGCUGUUGACCAUGCCUCUGCAGACUGCUGGUUGAAGAAGAAAAAAUUGGCACAUUCGGAUAAAUAUAUCGUGUAAUUUGUGACUUUUGUUGGAAUUGAAAUUCGGAUGUUCUUUGCAUAAGUUGCUCUUGCUUUCUUUUGUUAAGACAUUAUUAUAUUUGCACUGUUGUUUAUUUGGUUAUCUUUUAGAUUUAUAACAUAAACUGGGGAGCAUAUAUGAAUUGUGCAUGCCCAAGCCUUAUAGGCCCCUC
This is a messenger RNA of Striga asiatica, 1132 nucleotides long. NCBI's taxonomy places the organism in Eukaryota, Viridiplantae, Streptophyta, Magnoliopsida, Lamiales, Orobanchaceae. The record is from the annotation of a GenBank genome assembly.